GAAUCCAGCUCUGUACACAUAGCUGCUCACUCUGUUCCUCUACUCUGCUCGCUCACUCAGAAGGAGUUUUACAACGGGUGGAAUCUGUUAAACACGGCAUGAUACACUUCAGCAAUUUGAAUUUCAUAUUAUUAUAAGCAGUUAGGGCUCUCCAGUGGUCAAAAGUACAACAAACUUACAAGAUGGAUGAAGUGAAGCCUGUAUCUGUGGCAACAUUCCAACUUCAAAAUACCACAGAUGCUCCUUCACUUCCUAUGAUGUUCAACUCAUCAGACUGGCAUCUUGUUUAUGCCAUCGUACCACCAUACAUCUUUAUCCUGUGCUUAACUGGGAUUCUGGGAAAUGCUUUUGUUUUACUAGUGUUCUUCCUACAGAGGAGCCACUGGACUAUACCUGAGAUCUACCUGGGCAACCUGGCUCUUGCUGACCUUAUCCUGCUGGCUGGUUUGCCAUUCUGGGCUAUGAACAUCCUCAAUUACUUCUACUGGCCUUAUGGAGAGUUUCUAUGUAAGGUGGUCAACCUCUCCAUUAUUGUCAACAUGUACACUAGCAUUUACAUGCUGGUGAUGGUGAACGUGGACCGCUAUCUUGCACUGGUGCUGACAAUGAAAGCCAGAUGGUUGAGAAGGAGGCGCAAUGCCAAAGCUGUUUGUUUUUGUCUCUGGGUCUUUGGACUGGCCAUGGGCAUACCCACUGCGUCUUACCGGACAGUGCAGUAUUUCCCAGCCUUUGAGCAUGCAGCCUGCAUUAUCAUCUAUCCUUUAGACUCCUUGAAGGUGGCCCACAGCCUCCAGUUGAACCUGCUGGGCUUUGCCCUGCCUCUUCUGGCUAUUGUCUUCUGUAGUUGUAAUAUCGUGCGAGCCUUGCACAAAAGAAGGGAAAAUGUGCACAUACAGGAUGGAAAUGACCGGAAGGCCACGGUGCUGGUGUGUGCCGUGACCCUGCUGUUCCUGCUUUGUUGGGGUCCGUUCCACAUUAUAACCUUCCUGGAUACGCUUUGUGAUCUCCACGUCUUGGACAUGAUGAGGUGGUAUCACGCCUUAGACAUCGGAUCCCAGUUUUCCACCUACUUAGCGUUCCUUAACAGCUGCCUUAACCCAUUGCUGUACAUAUGCACAGGCCGCUACUUCAGGAGGAAAGUCAGCGAAAUCUAUAAGCGGAGAAGAAGCUCAGUUGGAUCUGUGGUCACCGCCCUGCAGCGCUCAGUUGUGUCAACCUACAUCCAAAGGACUGAUCAAAUCACACCAGUCGUACUGUAGGACCAGAGCUACAGUAUAUGUACGUUACCAUAUAUGGAUAUAAAAUGGAUCCAAAAAGAAAUUGUCCUGGUAGAUAUAAUACAGCACUAGAAAUGUACACACCAGAGCUCUGUGACACAAAAAUGUUUGUCAGAAUGACUUGUGCGGGUUGGACAUGCAUGUGGAGGGAUAUUUGUGAGCUAUAUAAACAUCUACCUUACUCUGCAGUUUAGACAGUCCCUGCAGCUUCUAACAGUCUUGCUGUUUAGCAUCAAGCCUUGAACGUGCUGUUCAUUACUGUCAGAGGUACUGUCAUUAUGUAUCAAAACAUCAGCGUUCUAGAAGUCCAUUUAGGAAAGUUCGUGAACUCAGCUUUUCACUUUUCAUGAUAGUGGCUGGCUUUUUUUUACUGAAGGGUGGGUCUUUCCCUGUAAAUGGACUUGAUGAGUGUUACAACUUUUCCCAUUUAUUGUUUAAACAGUGAAAUGUCUUCCCCUCCUUUAUAAUGUCUCUGAUGAGAUAACAACCUGAGUAAAAUUAGCUACCAAAAAAAGUAUUUUCUUACUUACUUACUAGUACCUACUGCACUGCACUUAUCAGAAAUAAAGGUAGUAAACUGUCACUGG
Messenger RNA from Colossoma macropomum (tambaqui), 1864 nucleotides. RefSeq names its product bradykinin receptor B1 (gene bdkrb1). Gene Ontology annotation, biological process: neutrophil chemotaxis; immune response; G protein-coupled receptor signaling pathway. Gene Ontology annotation, cellular component: membrane. Bases 183 to 1259 code for a protein of 358 amino acids. Lineage: Eukaryota; Metazoa; Chordata; Actinopteri; Characiformes; Serrasalmidae. The transcript has 2 exons. Gene Ontology annotation, molecular function: bradykinin receptor activity. The record is from RefSeq and is a predicted model, not a curated record.